Messenger RNA from Fusarium oxysporum Fo47, 806 nucleotides. RefSeq names its product YjgF/Yer057p/UK114 family. Lineage: Eukaryota; Fungi; Ascomycota; Sordariomycetes; Hypocreales; Nectriaceae. The transcript is spliced from 3 exons. Gene Ontology annotation, molecular function: deaminase activity. Bases 253 to 663 code for a protein of 136 amino acids. The record is from RefSeq and is a predicted model, not a curated record. Gene Ontology annotation, cellular component: mitochondrion; cytosol.
UGCUGCUCAUCAUAUUCUCUUUAACCCUUUAAGCACGCUCAGUGUGACACGUAGCUACUGUUACGUCAGAUCACUAGCAUCACUUGUUACGUGCACAAGGGGAUGAAGAAUGCGAGUAGCAUUGCUGCAGCACAUACAUGAAGAUAUAAAGGGCUGAGCUGGCCAAAGAGACUUGUAAAAUGGACGAACACACCAAGAAAACUGUAUUCUUUGCACGGAAUUGCACACCCAAAAACUUCUUCCAUCGUAAACAUGGCCGGAUUUGAAGUGGUUAAAGCAAACACUUGUGCCCUCCCGCAGUACUCCCAGGCCGUCAAGUACGGCGAUACCGUGUAUUGCUCUGGUGAUAUCGGAUCGGUCCCAGGUACUGAGUGGGAGCUGGCUCAAGGAACAGCCAAAGACAGAGCAAGGCAAGCUCUCUCAAACCUGUCAGAAAUCCUGAAGGCUGCUGAAAGCAAACUUGAAAACGUCUAUAAGAUCACCAUCUACAUUACUACAAUGAAGAACUUUGCGCUUGUCAACGAGGCAUACGAUGAGUUUUUUACCUGGGAGCGGAAGCCGGCCAGAUGCUGCAUCGCCGUGUUUGAACUGCCGCUCGGGACCGAUGUCGAGAUUGAGUGCAGCGCCUACAUUGACGGGGCAGGAGACCGUGGAAAGCUUUGAGGGAUAUCCUUGGUCCUGCUAUAGCGUACAAAUGAAAACUUCAUCAUACCACUGCCGAGUGACUGAUGUUUUAUCUGGCAUGACGGCUUGCAUUAGGGACUAAGCUUUAUUGGUACUAGGGGUGCAGCUUAUGUAGUCUGGAC